This is a messenger RNA of Ceraceosorus guamensis, 3427 nucleotides long. RefSeq lists its product as hypothetical. Gene Ontology annotation, molecular function: protein binding. The record is from RefSeq and is a predicted model, not a curated record. The transcript has a single exon. Bases 389 to 3040 code for a protein of 883 amino acids. NCBI's taxonomy places the organism in Eukaryota, Fungi, Basidiomycota, Exobasidiomycetes, Ceraceosorales, Ceraceosoraceae.
GUCGUGAGGUAGCGAAAGGGAGUCACGAGUACCACUCUUGACUCAAACUAGGCUCCUGAUGACUCAAGACUCACGACUUUAAUUUCUGCCGAGAAGUAUUCGCGUGCAUCCAUCGACGUUUCCUCCAGCUUCUCACCUACCCGUACUGACCUACGAGCUUGCCACUCAGCUUCAAGCCUAGAGCUGCCCCCGCAACGCUGUCCUGUCAAGCGCUCGGCUUGGGCGUCUCUGUGGCGCGAUUCAGAGGGGAUUGGAGAGCUGCGAGGUCUUCUCUGUACGAGUCGCACCAGUCUAUGAUCAGGACCCACAUCGCUAGCAUUCGCAUUGUGGUGCUGUAGAGAGGCAGCUUCACUGGAUGCCACAAUCUAGAGUUCCCAGCGCAGCCAGAAUGAUUCACGAGCAUCCGCGGAAGAGGCGAGCGGUGCACACACCCUCACCUUCACCCUCUCAAGCUCAAUCAGCGGCACCAUCCAAUAGUGUCCACUCAUGUGGCGCCCCGAUAGACCAUCUGUCAGACGAGCUACUUCUUCGGAUCCUCCACUACCUCGACGCCGCCAGCUUAACGAAAUUUGGAGCUUCUAAUCGACGCCACUGGGGCAUUGCUGGAGAUGCUCUGCUAUGGAAAGCCCUCUACUCGGCUGUGUUCAGCGCCGGACCGACGCUGUUACAUCCACCGGAUGAACGGUUGGUAUCCGACCGCAGUUCUUUGCCCGUGUCUUACGAAGGCGGAGCUGGAUUCUGCGCCAGCCCAAGACAUGAUUGGAGAAAAGCCUUCUUGUCGGAGAGAAACUGGAGAGUGGGAAGGUUCAGCGUUAGUAACCUCCACACACCUCCAGCGGUCCGGGCGACACCUCAAAGGCACGCCAUUGGUGUCGCGGGCUCAUCCUCCAGGUCGACAACAGCGGCCGAGGUGGACACCGAACGGAUUGAUGUGGCAAGGCGUGUCGAAGAGCAUCCACGGCCCCCCAUUCGUCGCAGUCAAGCGCGACCGCUGACACUGGUAGUGACGACGCCCACAUUCAUCCUCACGGCCUCAAGAGCGCGAGAGGUGAGGGUCGAUCAAAUGUACCCUCCAGUCCACGUUUGGGAUUCCACAAGCGAUGCAGCGGCACGGCGUGUUCGAGGGGUGCUCCAAGCCAGCACACAUACACCUAGACCGGCUCUCACAUCGUCGGGAAUGCCAACCACUGCAGGGCAGAUUGGCGUCCACGAUCUGCAGGUGGACAGUUCCGAUCCGAAACGAAUUGCAGUUGUCUAUUCGGAUGGCGUAGCAGUGAUGUACAGGAUCGAUGGUGCGGAUGGCGAAGGCAUCUCAUACUCGGAGCAGCAACGUGUCCAGGUUGGCAAGGAUGUGUCUGCGUGCUCGUUUGCAGGACCACUGCUGGUAACCUGUACACACGACUUCACCAUCGACAUUUGGUCGGAGGACCAAGCGCAUACAUCCCCUGACGGCUGCACUCAGCAGGAGAUGCAGCUGAUCAAGCGAUUCGAUGCUUUUGGAGCGCACUGGCCAGCCUGCUUGACCCUGAGUCCUCUUUCGUCGAUAUCUACGUAUGGUGCAGUCACGUCAGGCCAAGACAAAGAAAGUGUGACGUACAGACUGUCGGUCGCAUACACUGCUCAUCUGUAUCCCAAGCGCCUCAGCGUUGGUUUGCAAGAAGUGGAUAUUGCACUCCACAGACCUGGCAAUUGGCCGAGUUCGCGAGGCUCGUCAAGACACGAUGCAGCCAGUGGCUCCUCGAAUACGGCUCGGAACACUUUCGAGUCACGAGUGGCCGGCGCGCCAGCAGCCAGUCUUAUGAAUACAAGCAGCUUCUUCAACCCUCUCAUGAACAGCAAAUGCUCGAAGGUCGCCAAGGCUGCUGCCAAGCUGCCAUGGAACGAUGGCAGGAACGGCCUACCAGCUUUCCUAGGUCUUCGAAAGCGCAAGCACGCCCAGAUAGACGAGCACGCGGCGCAGCAUUCGAAAUUACCGGUUGAUGCUCGAUACGCUGAACACGGCGAAGGUUGCUUGGCAUCCAGUCGGCCUGAAACCAUGUCGCACGACACAAAGACCGGAUUAAUUGUUGUUGGUCGCAGCGACAAUAUCAUGGAUGUGUACAAAGUCUUCCGGCCGGGACAAGAGCAGGGCGAAUCUCGAUCCACCAUCCGAUCGCCGUCUCUUGCUCACCGAGCACGUCUGUGGUCCUCCACAAGUGUUCGCAGCGUGGCGCUCGAGGGAGGUCGAUGUGUCAGCGCCGGAUCAGAUGGAGCGUUGAGCGUUUGGAGUGUUGGCGACCUGGAUGGCGACGUCCAGUCUGGCGAUCUCGACGUUGAGCAUGGACCUCGAUUGAUAGGCACGCUCGAUCCCUCCGAAGCUCAACGCGCGUUCGGUUCUGAGAGUGACCGGCGCACACCCCACACUCAGCCCAGCAUAUCUGUGGAGCAUGCACGCGAUGCCGAAAAGGAGCGUUUGGCGGCAGCAGGACCUUCUGGUCGAGGAGGCGGAGCGCUUGCGAAGCUGCGGAACAUGGCACACGUCGUCACGCUGCGCUCUCAAUCGCGUGGCAAACUCAAUGAAUCGCAAGACGCUCCAAACACGGUCUCAGAGAACACUGCGAGCACUUCUGAUUCUCACCUGAGACCGGACUGCCCGUUUGUCUCCACGAAUGGACCCGGCCACGCUACACCGAUGACGCUUCCGCAGCUCUGGAGCAGUGUAGCAAGUACCUCUCAUCUCCAAGGCCACGCACAGAAUCCUGCUCAGGAUGUGGAGGGGCGGGAAAUGACCAUGGAUGCCCGCUUGACUACCGACCGAGACCUUGCGGAGCGUCCUUUCGGCGACCCUUCCGCCACACACGGCGGCCACCGAACCGUCGCCAAUGCGUCGACAGCAAGCUGGGUUUCCACUGCGUUCGAUCGAAUCGUCAGCAUCGAGUCAGUUCGCUCCGCUCCUCUUCCUCUACGUGCGUCUUCUCGUGCCGCCACAAAUUGCAGAGCCUUAGGCACCACGGACGACGGCACUACACAAGAGACGGUGGCGAUCUAUACUUUUACAUAGACAUCAAUGGAGCUUGCGCCCAACCGGCGCUUGACUGGUUGCUGAUAGUGGCACUUGGUGCAGUCUCUCGUUGACCGUGGAUGGAAACCAAGCCCGUCGUCAUGCAAAUCAAACUUUUGCAAACCCAAUGAUGCUCCAAAGAGAUACGCCUCGCACAAGCAACUCCAGUGUUAGAGCACUGGCUCGCGCGCGUGCUUCACUGGUCUUCUCAGACUUGGAUGUCCAUCCCAUCUGUGGCAAAUUGAAAGGAGCUCAGCGAUGGCGCAUUGGGUGCCAUCGAUAGCGUGCAGUGCCUCCCGAAUUCAAUCGAUCAUUGCACUCCCUCCACAAGCGCGCCGGCCAACACCUUGCCGAUUCGACACCGAAUGAUGACGCUGUUUUGAUCGA